CAUAUAAAGGACGCGCACGACAGCAGCAAUCUUUCAGAACAGGGUCACUCUCGUUCAGUCGCUCAAAAUUCUCAGCAAACCCCCGUCUUUGAUCCGCCAGCCCACCCUAAAAAUUCAAGAAUGAGGGCGCUGUUCAUAGGCCGAGGGUUGAAAAUUCAGAUUGAGCUGAAACCCUUUUGCCUGUCUAACUCUUGUAAGAGAUUUUCAUAUUCUAAUGAUGGACCCUCUGAUAUGGAUGUUCAUAAAGAAAAUGAAGGCCCCUUCAAGAAGGGGAGGUGGACCGUUUCUGAUAUUAAUGCUGGAAAUGGCCAAACUUUGAGAAAACAUGAAGUUGUUAGGCGUGCGGUUGAGAAUGCCUGUCACGUUCUGGAAAGUGGUCCUUGGGGACCUUCCUUGGAGAAUGCUCUGUCUACAGUUGAUGAUAAACCUCAGGCAGAUGUGGUUAUUGGAGUUUUGAGGAGGAUGAAGGAUGUUGAUUUAGGUGUUAAGUAUUUUAGAUGGGUUGAGAGGGUGACCAAUCAAGUGAAUUCUCCAGAAACAUAUAAUUCGCUUCUCAUGUUAAUGGCUAGGUGUAAGAAAUUUGACGGAUUUGAACAUGUUUUCGAGGAAAUGAGUCUUGCUGGAUUUAGUCCUUCUUUCGAAACAAGCGUGGAAUUAGUUUCCAGCUGUGUGAAGGCACAAAGAUUGAAAGAGGCAUUUGAUCUUAUUGAAACCAUGAGAAAAUUUAAAUUCCGCCCUGGGUUUUCGGCUUACACAACGCUUAUAGGUGCAUUGGCUAUGGUUCAUAAGCCCAAUCACCCUGAUCUCAUGCUUUCCCUCUUUUAUCAGAUGCAGGAGUUAGGAUAUGAAGUUAAUGUGCAUUUGUUCACAACUUUAAUUCGUGUACUCGCCCGUGAUGGCCGGGUGGAUGCUGCUCUCUCCUUGUUGGAUGAGAUGAAGAGCAAUUCAUUUGAUGUAGACAUCGUUCUCUAUAAUGUAUGUAUUGACUGCUUCGGUAAGGUUGGUAAGGUGGAUAUUGCUUGGAAAUUCUUUCAUGAGAUAAAAUCCCAUGGUCUCAUGCCUGAUGAUGUGUCAUAUACGAGCAUGAUAGCAGUUCUCUGCAAGGCUAGUAGGUUGACUGAAGCUGUUGAGUUGUUUGAGCAAAUGGAGCAGAAUCGCACUGUGCCCUGUGCAUAUGCUUACAACACCAUGAUCAUGGGUUAUGGUUCUGCUGGACGGUUUGAUGAAGCUUAUGGUUUGCUUGAGAGGCAAAGACUGAAGGGGUCCAUACCAAGUGUGAUUGCUUACAAUAGCCUUCUUACUUGUCUUGGUAAGAAAGGAAAAGUAGACGAGGCUUUAAAAAUUUUUAAUGAGAUGAAAAAGGAUGCCAUGCCGAACCUCUCUACGUAUAAUAUUCUUGUAGACAUGCUUUCUAGGACAGGAAAACUUGAUGCAGCUUUAGAGAUGCAAAAUGAUAUGAAGGAAACUGGCUUGGUUCCAAACAUAAUGACUGUUAACAUUAUGAUUGAUCGACUGUGUAAAGCUAACAAACUUGACGAGGCUUAUUCCAUUUUUCAGGGCAUGGAUCAUAAAGUUUGUCCCCCAAAUAAAGUUACAUUUUGUUCAUUGAUAGAUGGCAUGGGUAGGCAUGGCAGAGUAGAUGAUGCGUAUAGAUUGUACGAGCAGAUGUUAGAUUCUGAUGUGAUUGCGGAUGCAAUUGUCUAUACAUCUCUCAUCAGGAGCUUUUUCAAAUCUGGCAGAAAGGAGGAUGGGCAUAAGAUUUACAAGGAAAUGGUUCGCAGAGGCGUUUCUCCAGACCUUACACUCCUUAAUACCUAUAUGGAUUGUGCAUUUAAAGCUGGUGAAACAGAAAAAGGCAGAAGUUUGUUUGAGGAAAUUAAGUCUCGGUUUACCCCUGAUGCACGGAGCUAUUCGAUUCUAAUUCAUGGUCUCAUAAAGGCUGGAUUUGCUCGCGAGACAUAUGAGCUAUUCUACGCAAUGAAAGAACAGGGGUGUGUUCUUGAUACCCUUGCUUAUAACACUGUUAUAGAUGGAUUCUGCAAAUCAGGUAAAGUGAACAAAGCUUACCAGCUUUUGGAGGAAAUGAAGGCAAAAGGUCAUCAACCAACUGUAGUUACUUAUGGUUCUGUCAUUGAUGGGCUUGCUAAGAUUGACAGGCUUGAUGAAGCCUAUAUGCUCUUUGAAGAAGCAAAAUCAUUUGGCGUGGAAUUAAAUGUAGUUGUUUAUAGUAGUCUCGUGGAUGGGUUCGGAAAGGUGGGUAGAAUUGAUGAAGCAUAUCUCAUCAUAGAGGAAAUGAUGCAAAAGGAUUUAAUGCCGAAUGUCCAAACAUGGAAUUGCUUGCUUGAUGCACUUGUGAAGGCAGAAGAAAUAGAUGAAGCCCUUGUCUGCUGGAAUUCUAUGAAGGACUUGAAAUGCACUCCUAAUAUCAUAACCUAUAGCAUCCUUAUAAAUGGUCUUUGUAGGGUUCGAAAAUUCAACAAAGCCUUUGUUUUUUGGCAGGAGAUGCAGAAACAAGGGUUGAAACCUAACGCAAUCACCUAUCUCACGAUGAUAUCUGGGCUCGCCAAGGCUGGAAAUGUAUUGGAGGCCGACAAACUCUUUGAGAGGUUCAAGGCCAAUGGAGGUAUACCUGAUUCUGCAUGCUAUAAUACAAUGAUAGAAGGGUUAAGCAUAGCAAAUAGGGCAACGGAAGCAUAUAAGCUAUUCGAAGAAACCAGGCUGAAGGGUUGUAACAUAUAUACCAAAACUUGUGUGGUUCUAUUGGACGCCCUGCAUAAAGCUGAAUGUAUUGAGCAGGCAGCAAUAGUGGGUGCUGUAUUAAGGGAAACAGCUAAAUCGCAGCAUGCUUCCAGAUCAUUGUAAAGAUAUAAGAGGCGGCGUUUUUCAGUGGGGCAGAGAUAUACUUGCUUUUGGCACAUAUUUGGAGCUUCAAUAUAUAUCAGAGGAAGAAUGCAAAGUGGAUUAUCAAUGUUAUUCUGUACUGCCUUCUUUAUCGGUGAUGGACUCAGUAUUCGUCGAAGCAGUUCUGGUAUACACUUAAAACCAAAUAUCACGAAUUCAACAUGGAUUCCCAUGGCAAAUAGGGCCUGGAGUUACGGAACAAGAUGCCACCUGUAGCAUGAUGUUCUUCUGUCCCUUGUUCUAUCUGCUCUCUGUAAUAAGGGUUGAGACUUGACAAGAACUGCUGUCAAGACACAAACUUGGAUUCUCCAACAAGUUCCCAGAUGGCUCAUGCAUUCGCCUCAAAUAUGUCUUGUUUAAAUUUAUUGCACUGUCU
This is a messenger RNA of Sesamum indicum (sesame), 3277 nucleotides long. Its product is annotated as Tetratricopeptide repeat (TPR)-like superfamily protein. The record is from RefSeq and is a predicted model, not a curated record. Gene Ontology annotation, molecular function: protein binding. NCBI's taxonomy places the organism in Eukaryota, Viridiplantae, Streptophyta, Magnoliopsida, Lamiales, Pedaliaceae.